Solenopsis invicta (red fire ant) is the source of this 8973-nucleotide messenger RNA. RefSeq lists its product as uncharacterized. Lineage: Eukaryota; Metazoa; Arthropoda; Insecta; Hymenoptera; Formicidae. Gene Ontology annotation, molecular function: guanyl-nucleotide exchange factor activity. The transcript is spliced from 23 exons. The record is from RefSeq and is a predicted model, not a curated record. The coding region runs from base 1175 to 6718 and encodes 1847 amino acids.
AGCGGACGCCGGCGGGCGUGCGGUGUGCACUUUCCAGCACUUUCGAUCCGCGUGAUCCGUGAAAAGCGCCGUUACCGUGCCGACAAAGCGGUGGGAAGGACGGAAGGCGCCGGGCGUGCGAUUUUUCGUGCCAGUAUAAUUCGGAUCGGCAAGAGGUAGUCGUCGGAUACGCGAGUGAGGUUACAAGUCGCGGGAGCGACUUACUCGCCGUGUGUGUCCACGUGCGUAGCUCCUUGCGCUUUUAGACGCUCGGUUCGAUGAACGAUAAUUGUGAGAUGCACGUUGAAUUGCGCUUUUCUAAAACGUCGAGUGUGUGAAACGGCAUUGGACGUCAGUGUGGUCAGUGCGAGUGAUGCGACCGUUUCGCGAGCUACCACGGAUGCGUCACGUGAGCCACCGGAGCAACGAGAACCCUGUGGAAGGAGUAAACAUUUAUACACAUGGACAAUGUCCGGUUGUGCAUGAGAAGAUACAUCUCUCGCGGGUGUAGAUACUCUCGUUCGUAACUCUUUCGUGUGUAUUUACAUAUCUUCGUCGGGCAACGUUCCGUGGCGCAAGUGAGACACGUGAACCCCGCGAAGUUGGCUGCGAGCGAAGGUCGACAGUGUUUACACAAACGGAGCGUAUUUUGGCGCGUGAGUGACCAGUGCGAAGUUCGUCGCUGACGAGGCGAAAAGACGCGGUGACGCGUAACGCGAACGGAGUUUGUCGUGCGUAAUUCGUGGCUCGUGAUCGUCGAUCCCGUCGUCCGGUGUGCUAGCUUCGAGUGGUGUCGAUCGUCGCCGAGUCGACGGUCGACGCAUUCGCCCCUCUCUCCGAUUAGGGUUCGCGACUCGCGCGACGUUUGUGUUCGUUCGAAGAUCGAGUGUAAUCGUGACAUAACCUUGACGCAGGACGGUCGCGGCUAGCCAACGUACGCGCGGCAGUUGGCGUCCUUCGACUCCUUCGCGAUUCCGGUCCGCGUGUCCGCGUCGUCGCGAGUAAUCGCGUCGCGGGAUCGCCUCCGCGAUGCCGCGGAUCCUCGUCGGUCGUCGCAUGGCUCGCGCCUGGCGCGAGGGACGUCAUUUUUGACGUCGGUUUCGUCGACGGGGAAAGGAUCUCGCCGGCCUCGAAAACGGCGGCGGCACUGUCCGAGACAACGGCGCCGGUCCUCGUCAUCAUCGUCGCCGUCGCGAUGGCCUACGUGCUCUGGCGUGUGUUCAUGAAGAAGUACUCCAAGGUGCGGCUGGGCCUCAGGAGUCUGCCGGUGAUACCGGCAGAUCGCCGGCCGCCGGAGAAAGAAGAGACGUGGACCUUGGCUGCUACCGAUCAGCAGGAUUCAUGCGUCUUUUUCGACGAUGCCGUCGACUCCAAGGCGAAAGACGCACAAAAUCCUGAGAAAACGCAAUUAAAACCGCCCGUGGAAGUAAUAUCGAGCGUGGACGCGAGCGAUAACACCGUGGACAACGCUUUGCCACGCAGCCAGGAGACCAGGAAGAGCAAGACCAAGAAAGUGAAGAGCUACCUGAAGAAAUGCAAGGGCGCCUUGUCGAAAAGUGAUGAGAGCGCCACGGAGAAGAGACGCCAGGAGAACUGCACUUCGUGGUACUUGGAGGACGUUCCAACCUGUGCGAGUCAGCAGGAAGAUCGUGACGAACCUCCCGAGAAGUACACGGAAUUCCCCGAAGAGAGACUCGAGGGGGCGGCCCGCGAUGCGGAGCCCGUCGAAGAUUCGCUCGAGGAGAAUUUCUCGAGGGGCGAGAACCUUGAGGAGACUUCGCGCGAGGCUCUCAUCAGGCUGUUGGAAGAGGAUCGUAGAGCCGAUCUUUGCAGAAGCAGGACGUCUUUGUACGAGGACGCCAGAGACGCGAAUCAGGAGCAAGCCAUCUCGGACGAGAAAACAAAGGAGUCGGAGCUUUUCCGUGAUGAAGAAAAGAAAGACGCGGCGGUCUCACUCGAGACAUUGACGACGGAAGACACGAAUCUGAAUAAGUGCGACUCGAGCGACACGUUGAUAGCGGAAGUUCCGGAAGCAACCGAGACCGCGACGGAUCUCAACUCGAGAGUGACGAUCGUUGUGAAAGAAGAGGAAAGCGCGUCGAAAGAGCCUGCGGACGAAGAGUUACCAGUUCCUGCAUGCUGCGGGAAUCGCGGAGACUUUGCUUCCCUGGUCCGGAAUUUGCUCGGACCGAUUUACGGCGACAGUGUUAUGAAUCUGCUGAUAAGACAAGCACGGGAUAUCCUAGUUUGCGCUUAUCAUGGCAACUUGGAGAACUUUGUCCGGACUUAUCUCUCACCUGCUGCAACUCUGUUAGCGGAAGUCAAGAAUGUCGCCUCCGAAACGGGAAACGAGGCGGUGGUGCCGGAGGGCUGGCCUCUGACGUUAGGCGGCAGCGGCCUGAUCCUGCAGCUGGGCGAGCUCGAGGCGUCCGCGCUGCGUCUCGGGGAAUGUUACCUCUGCGUACGCAGCGCGGCUGCUGCAACUGCAACUGCAACCACCUCGUCGGUCAGCGGCGCUACGACCGCCGGUGAAGCCGUCGAGCAAAAUACCGUUGAGAUAGCAGUAGUCUGGCGAACUACGUCGAUGAGGGCCCCGGGGAUCUUGGGUUGGGACCGUGAAGACGAGUUUAUGGACUGGCGGGACCUAACAAACAAGGGUCAGCCGAGCUCGUCGAAUACGGCGAGCGCAAAUCUUAGCGGAGCUCAGCCCUCGAGCGCGAUGAAGACCAACGGUCGUCCGCGACGAAGAUCGCGCGAGGAUGCGCGACCGAGGACGCGCGAGGCCAACAGAACCAGCAGCGCCGAACCUCGACGGGAGGAGGCCAAGUCGAUCGAUAGGCUGGAGCAGCAGUUCUGUCGCGAAAAUCGCGCGAUCGACGAGCCCGGUCACACCGCCACGGUGAUGAAGUCCAGGUCCGCGUCCAGCGUCGACGCUUGGAAGGAAGACCUCGACGGUGAAUUCGAUCGAGGCUCGAGUCGCAGAGCGCAUUACAAGAAUUCCUCUAGUCUUACCGGCGGCGGCGACGAGAGCCGCGCCAAAGUAAAGCGAUGCGCCAAGGUGGUCUCCCCCACAACGAUGGAAAAAUGGAAAGAGAGUAGCAGAUGCGAGAUGCGCAGCAGGUCGAUCGCACCGGGGGAUCUGAAGAGUCCCCUGCAAUUCGAGGAAAGCAUUUUGCGGCGGGACAACGUUGCCGACGAUUCGCUGAAGGAUCUCGAGGACAGAUUGCGAAACGCAGGAGGUCCGGACGACAUUAGCGACGAGGACCUGCCGGCGUACAUAGGCAGUCUGCUCGUCACCGUCGAGAGAAAGAUCGAGAGGGUUUCGCUCGACGAUAUGACGUUCCCCUGUCCGGCGUGUAGGAACAUAGACACGGACGAUCCGUUAUUGGGAUGCAGAUGCGCCGGCGACGAUUGCGGCUGCGGCGCUGGCGAGGAUAACUGCGAUUGUUCUUCCUCCGUCUCGCGGAAGGAACAAUUUUCGAAGAGCUUCGAAGUGGCGGGAAUCAAGCAUAUCGACAGCGACGACGAGGAGGAAGUACGGAUGGGAUUUGGAACCAAAAAGCGAGUUGACGAAGUAGCAUCACCGAGGACUAUUCAUGACUUACCGGAACACGUCCUCACAUGUGGCCUGUCGCUUCCCGGAUACUUGGACGUCGUCGGGAGACCGGUUAUCGAAUUCGAGGACAACGUAUCCACGAGGGAAACCCUUUCCAUUAGAGAGAUGUCGUCUUUUCUGCUCUACCUCGCUCGUCUACCCAGCUCCGAUCGCACAAGAGAUGGCUUCACUAUUUUCAUACGCGGCGAUUCUAAGGAGAGCCUGGAGCUCGUGGACGAAAUAAUGGUUCUGCUGCAGGGCAGGGUCAACGUGGCUCAGGCUCUCGUGCUUCGAAAUGCCGCAACAACGGAUGGCCUGAUCGAUUCUCUCUUACCUCUUAGUAGCGUCCAGACCGUCAUCGUGAAUGACGCCACUCUCUCAAAGUAUAUUCCCAGACGAGAAGAAAAUCACGACCAGAUGCAAUGGAUCGCUUUUUACAAGGAGUACGACAGCCUCAUGACGGAGUGGCAAUCGGCUGGUCGCAGAUUGGCCCUCGAAAUGUCGGAGCUGAAGGAAUGCACGAGCCUGUCCGGCACUUUGACGCCUCUCGGUCGGCUCCUCACGGACCCCACAUUGAGAAGAACGUCUAGAGAUGCCGAAGAGGCCAUCGCCGCGCUCGAGGAACGCGCGGCUCCAUUUCUGCACAUCGAGCACGUUAGAUUGUCGGUGAAACGAGCCCGAAGACUGGUGGAGGAGGUGGGUAAGGCCGCCACCAGGCUGGAGUCAUCGUUCGAGUCGCGACGCGCGACUAUCCGCAAUCUCGCGGUUCUACGGAGCAUCGAGGAUCAAGCGCACGAGAUAUUAUCGUGGUUUUGCAAAAAAGGCGAGGACAUUCUGGCGAAGCACGCACAACACUCAGCGACGAAUUUGUCGUCGGCGCGUCUUCACGAGCGAGAAUUCGAAAAGUUUUACUUCACGUCGAUGAGACACCUGGACAAGGGAAGCGAUCUUGCCGAGGCGGCGAGCGCGAGCGGACUUCGCGAGCUCGCAAGAUCUUUGAAGCAGCAUCUACGAGGAUUCGGUUCCCGCUUGGAGGAUAGACGAGAAUACUUGGAGGACACGUCGAGAUGCUGUCUCUUGCAGGAUCGCGCUUACGAGUGGGCGCAGGAGGCUCGCCUGGCGAGCGAGAGAAGGUCUCAGCAAUUCUUGAUGGCGAGGCCGCCUCUACCGCCCGAACACUUCACCGAGAUGAUGGCCCUGGCGGAGAAGCUCGGUAACGAAGUCCUCCUGGAGCAAUGUCGUAUCGCCCGGAACAAGUGCGCGGAGGCCCUCGAGAUCGCUAGGUCCACGUCCGCUCCGGGAAGUCCCGCGAGGAGAAGAUCUUUCACCGCUUCCGAAUCGACUUCUUGGGACGACACCUUGGCCAAAAGAACGUCCUGGGAUGAUAGCGACAGCAGUGCAUCUUACGCUUGUCCGAUGGAAAGCGUAGGAUCAGCUGGUAGCAGUGGUCGGCCGGUGCUGGACAACAUUGCCGAACUUCGAGAGAGUGCCGAGCAACUUCUGGACUGCUCGCCGCCGCGUACACCUCCGCGAAGUCCGGCACCACGAAGACUGGUUAAGCCGCCAGUGAACUCGCACCUCCACAGAUCAGCCAGCAUCGCGCCAGGAAUGAAAGCGAAAAAAACAAUACUGCUCAUAAUGAGGGAGAUGAUACAGACUGAACGAGACUAUGUGAAGUCCCUCGAGUAUAUAAUAGAGAACUAUAUUCCGGAACUCGUGCGGGAAGACAUCCCGCAAGCUCUCAGAGGACAGAGAAACGUGAUCUUCGGGAAUGUUGAGAAGAUAUACGAGUUUCACAGUCAACACUUUCUACGCGAACUGGAGCAGUGCGAGCAAUCGCCCAUGCUGGUGGGACAAUGCUUCCUCCGACACGAGAAGAAAUUUUAUCUUUACGCCUUGUACAAUAAGAAUAAACCAAAUUCGGAUUCGCUAAUGGCGGAAUACGGCACCAGCUUCUUUAAACAGAAACAAUUAGAGUUGGGAGAUAAAAUGGACUUAGCUAGUUAUUUACUGAAGCCAGUUCAGCGAAUGGGAAAAUACGCUUUGCUACUUCAGCAGCUGGUCAAAGCCGGCACAGAUUUAUCGGAACAAUUGUCCGGCAAAGAAGAAAAAGAUGACAAGGAAGAUGGCAUGAAACCGAUGGUCGAAGGUGAAGCGGAUUUGAGGGCUGCCGAGCAGAUGGUGCGAUUUCAGCUUCGACAUGGAAACGAUCUUUUGGCGAUGGAUUCGCUUCGCGAUUGUGACGUAAAUGUAAAAGAACAAGGCAGACUGCUGCGGCAAAACGAAUUUUUAGUAUGGCAAGGAAAAGGCAAAAAAUGCUUACGUCAAGUCUUCCUGUUUGAAGAUCUUAUACUCUUCAGUAAAGCAAGAAGAUUCCCCGAUAGAAAGAACCUUGAUAUUUACAUCUAUAAACAUAGCAUUAAGACGACAGAUAUCGGUUUGACUGCCGUUAUCGCAGACUCGCCUACAAAAUUCGAGAUCUGGUUCCGUAAGAGAAAACCAGGAGAUACAUAUACGUUACAAUGUGCGAGUGAAGAUAUUAAGAAAGCCUGGACUGAAGAACUAAGCAACCUCCUGUGGAAGCAGGCGCUUCGAAACAGAGAAGUGCGCCUGGCAGAGAUGUCGAGCAUGGGCAUUGGGAAUAAGCCGUGUUUAGAUAUAAGGCCUAGUGCAGAUCAAAUAAACGAUCGAUCCAUCAGCGUAGCUCAACUCUCUAAGACACCUAGAUUUAGAAACUCUAUAGCGGUAUCAAUGACGGAGGACUCCAGUCGUUGCAGCAGAAGGCCGCAUAGUGUAAUUUCCGUUAGUUCGUCAUCGAGCAGCGGUGGAAGCAGCGGCCCUCCGACGACGCUUAAUCUUGGAUUAGACACGAGUCCACGACCGCAUCAUCGUAGUACUACACUGAAUAGCCAAUGUAGCGUCGAAAGUGGUAUUAUCGCUGACAUCUCAAUCGUGUCGGAUGAUGGAGGCGAUGGCACCGAAAGAAGUCAUUGGAAUUCAACUCUGGAAAGUCCUACGUCCUUACCUACGACUUCUACCCCACUGCAAUCGCCAACUAGCGCAACAGCGGUAACAGUUACCCCUGCUUCCUCAACAGAUACGAAUCUCACAUCUUAUGAUCAAGACAUGUCUAUUAAUCUAUAAAUUUGUCUCGAUACGGGGAGCAUCAAGAAAAAGCGAGUUUAUCAUUAAUUCAUUUGCAAGUUUAUGUUACGAUUCAAGUUGUGUUACGAUGCAAAUUUGUAGUGUGAUACGACAGAUACGUAACACAUUAUCGUGGCAUAUUUAAAUAGAUACAAUGAGGUAAUAUCGUUACACGCGUACUGUAGCACUAGAAUACAUUGCAUCCUUGAGCAAUUAUAGUUUAACGUAAUGAGGAAAAAUAUAAAGUCGCAUGCAACUCGGUAGGUCGCCGCAUUACGCUUAACACGUGUGCCCAGCUACGAACUUGUAAUCACAUUACAUAAACGUAGAUUUUUAUCUUAAAGUUGCGGAGAUGAGAUACCGAAUUUGAACACAUUUAACUUUCAAAUGAAUCCGUCUGUAAAUCUAUCUUUUGAUACGCUUCGAAAUAUCCACAGAUUUAUGAGGACGUAAAGCUAUUACUUGUGAAGCUCACUGAUAACUGGUGAUAAUAACUUCUGAAGUAAUGGCAAACGUGUAUUUUCUUAUUCCGUCUAUUAAUUUUAUCAACGUGCUCAAGACUACGCGAAAUAAAUAUUGUUCUAUCAAAUGUACGUUUAUAUGUCGAGGUAUGCUACAGUACCACAAACGAUAUGCACUUGUCGCUAUCCUCAUUUACAUUGGCAUUCCUGAGCGGAAAAUUUCCGAUGACUUGUAAGAGAGCGAGAGAAAGAGAAGAGAGUUUUAUACAUUUAUUUAUAAAUAUAUUAUAGUUAAUAAAUAGUAAUAUUUCAAUUCCACAUUGUGUUCGCGCUUAUUGUAUUAUAUUAAAGAAAAUAUAUUAUCAUACAUCUCUUUAAGAACGUGAUUCAUGCAGGAAUUGGAAAAAAUGUAUAUUUUCCUUAAUUAUUAUCCAUUAUAUCGAUGCUGUCUUUCAAGGAGAUGCAUCUAAUAAGUUGAUUAUGGAUUAUUCAGGAAUGUCAAAUCAAUGCGCACACAUACAUACCAAUUUGUAAUAUAAUGUAAUAUCAAAGGUUUAUACAUUGUAGCCACACAAGUAAUAUAACCAAUAGUCUAUAUAUUAUAUAUUUCCAGAUUAUAUAUCAAAUAUAUAUAUAUAUAAAUAUUAUAUAUAUUAUAUUCUUUUUAUGUCAGAGUCAUUUGUAAAACCUUUUAUCACCCGUCGUAGAGGUAAAUCCAACUCUGGCCUGUACUCGAAAGCCAAAUUUCUCUUCUUUUUACGAAAUACUAUUAUAUUUAAGAAAUAAAUUUGUUCUUAUACACGUGUGGAUAAAUGUUUUGGAACAGCUUAGGAACAUUUAGAAUGGUAAGCUUGCCUUAAGACAAUCCACACUAUAUAUUCCAAUAUUUUUUUUUUAUAAAUCAAUUAAUUUAACUAUGCAGAAUCGCUCAUAUUUCUUUACCGAAUUGUAUAUAUAAUAACAUAUUAGUGUUGAAAACUAUAAAACUUGGAAACCAUUUUAAAAGAUAAUAUUUGAAAAAAAUGAAAAUCAUUUUUGUGAAUCUAGAAUCUCUAUAAUCUCUUGGAGUAAGUGAGUGAAAUAAUAGCUGUUUGCCAAUAUGUGAUUCUGCAUUGUUACACUUGCUUCCAAAUAAGUCGUUAAUUAGCCAUCUUUAUUGCCAAGGUCUGUCAAGGUAUUGCAAGUACCUUAUGGAUAGUGACCAAAUCAUUUAUUUCGUAUCUUUUGCGUGAGGACAAAAGUCGCAAGUAUUUAGAAGUGUAGACGUAGAUUAUAGAGUAUUACAAAGAACUGGCAUAGUCCGAUGCACCCUAUUUUAUUAGGAAUUAUAUUUAAUCGCAAAUUACUAUGAUUUCUAAUCAAAUGUAAUUGUGUUUACCUGAAUUUAAACUAUGACAUUAAUAUGCCAUACGUACAUCGGUGCACCUGGCUGAGCAUCCCAAGCUUCGAAAGUAAAACUAAGCGAAAGAAAGUAAACAAUCUCUAUUUUCCACAUGUCUGUGAAUGCGUGUUUGGUGUUGCUUUUGAAUUAGGGAUGUGGAGUAACAAUAAUAACCUUAGUACCUUAUAAGAAAAUAUGCCGAUAGUCACUUAAUAUUACAUCUUCUUAGAUAUUUAUUAUAAUAUUUUUUUAAGUAGAACAUUUUAGUCUCUAGAUUAAGUAUUUCCAUUAUAAAUGAAAUGUAUAUAUUACAUUUAAUAACACACGAUUAUUUCAGUAUUGUACCAUGUCUAUAACACCGAUGUAUUUUAUUACUUGCUAAAUAUACUGUAUUGGGUGCCUUUUGUAGAGAA